AUGGUCGGACGGUUGGAAGGAAAGAAUGCCAUUGUCACAGGUGCGGGCGGAGGGGUUGGCCUUGAAACCGUCAUCCUGAUGCUCCAGGAGGGCGCUUCAGUCUUGAUGACCGACGUCAGUGCCUCGGCCCUGGAGAACGCCUUGAGCAAAGCGAAGGAAGUCGUCCCUCAGCAUCCCGGCCGCGUCGAAACCCAAGUGGUGGACGUGUCAAAGGAAGCCGAUGUCGAGGCUGCCGUGGAUCGUAUUGACUCCUGGGGUGGAGUGGACGUCAUGUUCAACAAUGCCGGCAUCAUGCAUCCAAAGGAUGGCGAUUCGGAGGAGUGUCCUGACUCCAUUUGGGAUCUGACCAUGAACAUCAACGUCAAGGGAGUGUGGUACGGGUCGAAACACGCCGUCAGGAGCCUUCGAAAGCAUGGAAAGAAGUCUGGCAGCAUCAUCAACACCGCAAGCAUCGUCGCCCUGGUCGGUGCUGCCACCCCUCAGGUCGCGUAUACCGCCAGCAAGGGCGCCGUGUUGGCACUGACUCGCGAGUUGGCCAUUGUGCAUGCAAGAGAGGGUUAUCGCUUUAACUCGUUGUGUCCUGCCCCGCUCAACACCCCAAUGCUUCAAUCUUUCCUCGGGGAUGACAAGGCCAAGCGGUUGCGAAGGGAAAUCCAUUUCCCCACUGGCAGAUUCGGCGAGGCCAUCGAGCAGGCGCAUGCGGUCAUCUUCUUGGCCAGUGACGAAAGCAGCUUCGUCAACGCAACCGAUUUUGUUGUCGAUGGCGGGCUGACCAAGGCAUAUGUGACACCGGAAGGACCGCCAGCCGCGGCUCCAAAGAACCUGGGAAAGUAG
Capronia epimyces CBS 606.96 is the source of this 834-nucleotide messenger RNA. RefSeq lists its product as uncharacterized. Gene Ontology annotation, molecular function: oxidoreductase activity. The record is from RefSeq and is a predicted model, not a curated record. The transcript has 4 exons. NCBI's taxonomy places the organism in Eukaryota, Fungi, Ascomycota, Eurotiomycetes, Chaetothyriales, Herpotrichiellaceae. The coding region runs from base 1 to 834 and encodes 277 amino acids.